CCUGGAAGGAGUUUGCUCUGGGAGAUCCCUCAGCCGCGCUCUUGUUCUGGCUCCAGGUUCCGCUUGGAGCUCAGCGUGGACAUAAAUUCUCAAGUUAGCUUUUAAAACUGACCCCUUCCUAACCUUGAGGGAGUAUAUCUAAGUAUAGUGUUUGUCUUUUUUUUUUUUUUUUAAACAGAAAAACAGUGGUGGGCAGCGUUGCAUGCACCUAGCUUUUCAGUCACUUUAAUAAUAGAACAGAGCCUGAAAGCAACUUGUUAGUAAUACUUGUGCAAUUAUCUGGUACUGUUUUUUAUUAUUUCGUUUACUGCGUUUAGAUUUUUUUGUGACAUUUUAAAAAACCUGUGUGGCAAACGUGAAUGCUUGUGAGAAUAUUUGCAGACCGGAUCCAGCUUCACAUAUACAAGCAGCAGAAUUUCGGGCUUUUCUCUUUAAAAAGUUCUUUGCGCAUUUAUCAAAAAUGAAGUUUAAGAGAAGAUGAAGUACCUGAAUGGUUUGGGCGGAUGUGUUCAGUCAGAUCGGGCAGCAUUACUGUAAAAUUCAUUUGAAUGUUUAAGCUGGUAUAUUGCAUAAACUAAUAAGUUUUAAGUUCAUAUUUGCAACGCAGAAGUUGGGCUUUGCUUCCCUUUCACUAUGAAUUUCUCUGGCAAUAGACAUUUAAAAGAAGGAGUGGAGUUUUAUAAAAGUGAAAUAAAUGGACUCUAGUUUCAGAAUCUCAACAUGCAAGUUUCAGAAGUAGUAGCUUGCGGGAUGAACAUCUCCAGUUGUUUGGCAAUUAGAGAACAAGCAUGAAAUUUUGAGUGUGCUUUUCAGAAGGUCCAUUUUUUGUUAGAGUAUUUAAUUUCCUGCAGAGUGUCAGUGCUUGCUAACUGUAUCAGUUGAAAGUCAUGUGCAUAUAUGAUGUUAUGUUUUUGCUUAACUGUUCUUGACGAUUUGGUAUGUUGCAGGCUUAGUGCUCAGGAAAUGAUUUUGAGUAAUAUAGCUCUGUAAUGGAGGUGGUAUAUUUCUACAGGUACAAUUUAAUCACAGAAUUGAGAUGUGUAAGGAGAAUGAGGAACUGUAGCAUAUUUUCAAUGUGGGAUCAGCAUUCAGUGAUAUUUUUGUCCUGCUUUCUUUGAAUGGUGUGACUCAGUAGCCUGCUCAGACUGUGGCACAGCAUGAGGUUUGUUUGAGUACUAAAAUUCAACUAAAAAAAAAAAAAGACUAAAGUGAUUCUUUGAUUUGCAUCCAACUAUUGACAAGCACAAGAGGUGGGUUUUUUGCUUGCUUUUUUUUUUUUCUUAAGAUUGAUUAGUAAGUGUAUGCAUCUCCUGCUUUUAAAUAUCAGCUGUUGAAAAUGACAUCUUGGCAGAUCAUGUACAUCUGGAAGAACAAUGUACUUCACUGUAAUCCGUGCUUUUGAUGUCUGGGCUAUCACAUUAACAAUGCAGUUUUCCUACAAAUACCGGUCUUUGCCUGAAGAAUGGAGUAAGUCGAAUAAUGUAUGUUACUCAUGCAGAAAAAAGUCUUCCCUUAAGUUAAUUGUACCACAGGCUUCUGGUAUCUAGGUGUUACGAUUGUAGCUGCUAAAAUCAAAAAAUGUUCACCAGUAUUCCAAGUGAAGCAUAAUGCAAUUUACUAACAGUCACUUCCUCUUGUUUCUUGGCUAAAUCUAUUAUCUAGAGGUACAGAACUGCACGACAUCUAGGAGGAGGAAUUAUGAAUGCUACAGGGAGGUGAAGCUAAUUGGAAGGAUGGCUACAAGGAGACUUGUCUGGGUGCCACGUGACUUUGAAGGGUUAAAAUUGUCCAAGCUUCUUUUUUUUUGGACAAGGGGAAGCUAUGUUCAGCUAUGAUAAUAGUACAGUUGUGAAAGAAUAAAAUUUAGAUUUUUUUUUUUUUAAGGGUAAAUAAUCACACGUUGGAGACAAAAACAUUUCAAAAUGAAGACCUCGUGUAGGUGAUUUUGUGACAAUUGUGUCUUGGGCACUGCAUGUGUAGUGGAACUAUUCUCUGCUGCAGCUGGUCAAAAUGGGAUGAAUACUGAUGAAGUUCUCCAUGUUUUGUUGGGUUUUGUUGGUUUUGGUGUGUGUUUGUUGUUGUUUUUUUUAAAUACCCAGUACUGUCCCUUACUUUCAUCUAGAUUUACUUGCUACAAGAACUAUGAGCCAUGAGAUCCUGUAAAGGUUGUUCAGAGACCCAAUAGAUAAAAGGGCUGGGCUGGUUCUGGCCAUUGCUUGCAUUGUAGAGAAACAUACUUAGAAGAUAACUAAUAAAAUGAGACCUGAUCUAAGCAUAAGAAAUGUGCAUUCAAAUUAAAAACCUCUUCCAUAAAACAUAGAAGUAAAGAUACCUCUGAAUUAUUUACUGAUCUACCAUUCAGCUAGAGAUCGGAUACAAUACGGAUGGACGCAGAGCUGACACUUGGUUUUACAGAAACACCUAUGGGAACAGCUCAUACAGAGUUUUCCAUGUGAAGGACAUCAGGCAUGAAGCCAGUGAUUUUCCAUGUAAAGUGGCCAAACAUCCCCGAAACAAAAAUAGAAAUAGGUACAGAGAUGUCAGCCCCUGGACCUUUGCCAAAUACUUGUGGUCACUUUUGGGAGAUGGUUUGGGAACAGAAAAGCCGUGGUGUUGUCAUGUUGAACAGAGUGAUGGAAAAGGGAUCCAUAAAGUGUGCACAGUACUGGCCACGGAAGGAGGAGAAAGAAAUGUUUUUUGAAGAUACAAACUUGAAACUAACGUUGAUAUCCGAAGAUAUAAAAUCAUAUUACACAGUACGACAGCUAGAAUUGGAAAACGUUACAACACAGGAAACUAGAGAGAUUCUGCACUUUCAUUAUACUACGUGGCCUGACUUUGGCGUCCCAGAGUCACCUGCUUCAUUCCUCAAUUUCCUGUUCAAAGUGAGAGAGUCUGGCUCGCUUAACCCUGAGCAUGGACCUGUUGUGGUGCACUGCAGCGCAGGAAUUGGGAGAUCAGGAACUUUUUGUUUGGUUGAUACAUGUCUUCUACUGAUGGACAAACGGAAAGAUCCUUCUUCUGUGGACGUUAGACAGGUUCUCCUAGAAAUGAGGAAGUACAGAAUGGGACUUAUACAGACAGCCGAUCAGCUCCGUUUCUCCUACUUAGCUGUUAUUGAAGGGGCAAAAUUCAUUAUGGGAGAUGCUUCAGUGCAAGAACAGUGGAAAGAGCUCUCCAAUGAAGACCUGGACCCACCACCUGAACAUACCCCACCACCUCCCAGACCACCAAAGCGAACCUCAGAAAUGCACAAUGGAAGGAUGCAUGAACACACAGAAUUCUUUCCUAAACAUCAAGUAGUAGAGGAAGAGAUUAGAUGUUCGGUCAGCACUGCAGAAGAGAUGGUUCCAGAUGGCAGAGCUCGUUCAUCUGUGCCACUGAUUGCAGACAGCACUAGUCAAGACACUGAAAUUCGGAGGAGAACUGUUGGUGAAAAUCUGCGUCUCUCACCCCACAAAGAAGAGUCGAUGAAGUCAGAAAACUCAGAAGAGGAUGAUGAGAACAUGAUGACAACUUGGAAGCCAUUUCUAGUGAAUAUAUGCAUGUUCACUUUCCUCACGGCAGGAGCUUAUCUCUGUUACAGGGUGUGUUUUCAUUGAUGGACAUGCCAACAAGAUCGACCCUGCAGAAAACACCAACGAUUUGAUCGGUUUGUAAUAAGCUUCUCUGAAAGAAAGCUAAUUGAGGCAUGUGAGCCUUGUCUCAGUGGAGGUAGAUCUUAGGUUGAAAGGCCAGAACUUCGGUUAGGGCUUAAAGAGAGAAUUGAUGCACUAGGGUUUUAUCUAGCCCUGUGGUCCCAAGAACAUAAUAUUCUAAUCUCAGGGCCUUAAAAUAUUCAGGAGUAAGCAGAGAAAAUGCCAAAUAGUCUGUUUUCCUUUUUUUCUUUUUUUUUUUUUUUAAACUAAAUAAUAGAAUUACAACACAUUGUUGUUUUUAGCCUUUUUUAAAAAGCCAGUUCUUCUUUUGUGUUUCAGAAAAACUAGGCACAAGUGAAACUUGCUUGUACUCUCCAAGUGUUGUAACCAAAUACAUGACUUAUACUGAUGAGUUCCCAAAAAAAGAGAAAGAAACCCACAUACCUGAAGAAUGUAAACUUUUUGGAAGGGAGGGUGUUGGGGGAGGGGUGCUUGUGGUUGGUUUUUUGGUUUGGGUUUUGUUUUUUUUUUUUUUUUUUUUAAACUUGCUUCAUCGUUAAAGACUGAGUUGUGGGCAGUGCCUGUGGUAUUGAUAUAUUUAAUCUUGGCAUAACUGUUCUUAAAGAGCUUAUUGUUUUACAUGUGUUUAUAGAAACAGGCUUCUGCAUUUGCUCAGGGUAUCCCAACAUGUCAAGCUCCUUUCUUUUUUUUCUUUUUUUUUCUUUUUUCUUUUGUUUUUAGUAAGUGUAUCUCCUCAUUGACUUUUGUUGCACUCUACUUGCACAUAUGCCUAUUUACAUUGCACCAUCCUUUGUAAAGCUGUUUUUACCUUUGUAUUCUGGGUUAGGAGAGGAUGAGGGGAGACAGAGACACAGGAAGGGAAAUUCAACCAAAACAUGUCCACCAGCAUUUUGCAGCCGUGCAGCUGGCAUUCAGAAGGACUAGUUUGUAAACCUCAUCAUUUGGAAUGUAAAAUGCAGUUUCACUCUACAUCUGCUCCGUAAGAAAUAGCAUGCUUCCUGCAAGGGCCAGAGAGGUAACAUACUCAGAGGCAUUGCAGGCAAUGAACAGGAAAGCAUUUCAAUAAAUCCAGAGCAAUUAAUGCUGUGGCAGCUUCCUUAAGAUGUAAAAAGUUUAACAGUAGACAUGUUGGUCUGUGAACGUAUCAGUUGGCUUAUGAUGCAAGCGUUUGUGUGUUCUGCUUUUUUUAAAGCAAAGAUUUAAAAUACUGGCUUUAGUUUGGCUUGAAGAUACGCUCUUCGGUAAUUAUUGUACAUGGUGGUGUAAGAGGGUAAGUCUUGCACCUCUGCCGACAGGGUUGUUGCUAUCCUAAGGUAAGCUAAGGGAGAUGGGUGGUUUUGUCCUAUGCCACGCUGUGUCUACGUUGUUUCGCUCAGUCGGUGGGCCCGUUCUGCAGGCCCUGGGCUUGGGUAAUGUAAAGUGCUUGUAAAUAAGGAUUUGGGUGCAUUGGUAGAACUGUGACUGGAUGUUGGCAUUGCACUAAACAGUCUUAGUCAAUGCCGUUCCUCUUGUUAGUACCAAAUUAUUAAUAGUUUAAACAAUAGCAGCAAAGAUUUCUUUGCUUGUGUCAUGGUGCAGAGGAUAGGAGUAAACUCACUACUGAAAGUUGUAGUGAUUGAAACUAAACCAUGACAGCUGAUUUGCAACAGUGUUACUAGUCAGUUCUUGUUAUUUUUAAAGGCUUUCUAGAUUUAUAGCACUUAAUCACCAUUCUCAGUGCAAACAUCACUAUGGAGUGAGUAUCUUAUGUAAGUCUCUCUCCACUCCGUAUUUAUUUUUGCAGAGCUGUCUCUAGGUGUAGCUCUUUUCCUUCAGUGAAUAAGUUGGUGAACUGGGCGGGGUGGGGGGAGUUAUUUCUAUUUUGUGUUUUGUUAAGCUUGCAUCAAGGGCUUUUCAAAAGUACAAUAAUAAAUCCUCAGGUAGUACUGGGAAUCAAUACUUUACCUGUGAGACUGUUGGUCAGACCAGUACUUGAAAGGAGGAAUGUUGUAAUCAGUCAAUAUUUAGUUAUAUUACUGGAAACAUGAAAAAUGAGUAUAGAAAAAUGGUAAUAUAUAAUGGCUCAUCUGUGUAUUUAAGAUGCAGUAUGUGAUUGCUUUGUCCCCACUAUCCUCUCCAUCAUCUGGUAGAAUAUUGUUCUAAGGCAACAUUUGUACCCCAUUUGUAUUAAAAUGCAUGUAAAGUCUUCUAGUGUCCUGAUUAAAUACCAUGUGCUUGAAAGGUGAAAGAACUUAUAUUUCUGCUUACUGAUGUGCCCAAAUUAUAUUUGCAUGAACUGAUCAUUAAGUGGCUGUGGUUCAAAGGGUGUUGCUGAAAGUAUCUUCGUUCAGCGAUAGACUGAUUUGGUGUUUAUCAGAUAACAUGUACUCGCCUAAUACUUGGCAUGACUUCCUAUUGAAUUUCUGCGUACUCAGUGUAACCCGGUUGUUUAGCAUGGUUCAUUUCAGCUGAGUAAGUAUAGUACAGACAUUCCAGAGAGUUUAGUAAGCCAUAUUCACACCUCACCUCUGGUCACUUGAGGCAAGCAAUAGCUCAGCGAUUUCAGGGUAUGACUUGCUGUGCUACCUUCAAAGCUGCACUGGAGGAGGGAGAGGAAAGCCUCUUUUGCAAGAUCUCAACAGCAUUCUUUGAUCUGCAGGAAUACAGGCUCCUGAAGCAGUGGUCCAUUUUAAAACAAACAAACAAAAACCACCUCCAUACUGUUCCCAAGAGGGAAUAUUUUAAAUGGUAGGCUUGAGAGGAAAGCAAAGCAUCCUUCCUUUUGAAUCCAGAAUAAUUCACUUGCAAAUGAUUCUACCAAGAGCAAGUUUCUGCAGAUGACAAAGUUUUGAACAUCCCCCUUUCUGCCCAUGUAUUUUGCCAUUUCUUUCAACUGUUACAAAUCCAAACUUACACUGUCCUGGGAUAGACAGUGGAAUAGCCCACAAGCCCAGUGAGGUGUGUCUAAGGCUUAUAACACUGAACUGUAAACAUUUUUGUUUUGAUGUCCUGUAUAUGUAUGUAGUAGUUUGGGUGUGUAUAUACAGUAGUGUUUCAAAGUGGGUGUAUUGGUUAAUCUAUUCUUGGAAAAUGGACAAACAUCCAUGUUAAACUUGUUAGAAAGUUAGUGAGCUGCUCUGCUAUAUGCCUUAAGCAAAUAUUUACUCAUCAGGUCUUUCUUUUUUACAGAUUGCCAUAGAAUAAACUUUUUUAAAAAAAUAAAAAAACAAAAAAGCUAAAUGUUUUGGUAUAAUACAUUUUCAGGUAUCUUGUCUUUUGUGUAAGCCGCUGCAAAGACCUCACAGGUUAUAGUAAAAUUGUACAGUUUUUCAAUUUCCCAUACAAGUUUUCAGUUCUCAUUUUAGUUGUAACAAUAAAAUUCUUUUUUUAAAGAACGUA
Molecule: messenger RNA, 7037 nt
Organism: Harpia harpyja (harpy eagle)
Lineage: Eukaryota; Metazoa; Chordata; Aves; Accipitriformes; Accipitridae
Gene: PTPN1
Product: protein tyrosine phosphatase non-receptor type 1
Exons: 9
Coding region: 2469-3602 (377 amino acids)
Biological process (GO): protein dephosphorylation
Molecular function (GO): protein tyrosine phosphatase activity
Source: RefSeq, a predicted model, not a curated record